This is a messenger RNA of Oppiella nova, 5952 nucleotides long. The record is from the annotation of a GenBank genome assembly. NCBI's taxonomy places the organism in Eukaryota, Metazoa, Arthropoda, Arachnida, Sarcoptiformes, Oppiidae.
AUGCUAAGCUAUCAUAAACUGAAUGUCAUAAUCAUUGUUGUGGUGUGUCUUCUGGUCAACGAUGUUCUGCGAGGACUGUCGGCGGCGCUCAACACUCCGCCCAGAUUUAAGUCGGAAGACUUGGAUGACUUGCAGUCAGAGAUAGUGGUGCGCGUCAAAGAGGGCGAGUCCUCACUUCACAAACAGAUCUACCAUUUGUACGGUGAAGACCCCGAUGGAGAUCAGCUACGGUUUGGUGUAUUGGGAACUAUUGGCUCAGACCUCUUGCGCAUAGAGUCAGUGCCGCCAAAUGAAGCCAAAGUCUAUCUCAAGAAGGAGUUGGACCGAGAAAUUCAAGACUCCUAUACAUUAGUGUUGACACUAACUGAUAGCAAACUUGGAAAAGGAAAUUAUAUCACUAAAUCCUUACUUUUGAUUGUGGAGGACAUCAAUGACAACACACCCAUCUUCAGGCCUUACAGAACAGCUCUGACACUAUCGGAAGCGUCCAAACCUGGGGUUGUUAUCGAGACUAUUGAAGCCUUUGAUUCCGAUGAGGGAAGGGCUGUUGAGGGCGAGCGCCGUACGGCUACCGCAGCCCUCGUUAUACAAGUAGAGGACGCGGAGGACGAGCCGCCNAAAACAAUUAUAGGAAAAGGAGUCAUAAGUUUGGCCUCAAAUUUGGAUUACGAGAGAAAAUCCAUUUAUCAGUUGAAAGUGUUGGCUAUUGAUAGGGCUGUUGAGGGCGAGCGCCGUACGGCUACCGCAGCCCUCGUUAUACAAGUAGAGGACGCGGAGGACGAGCCGCCAGUCUUUACAUUUGUGCCAUCGGUCACCAGAAUUGCCGAAAAUUUGGCCAUUGGUUCGCCGGUUCUUACGGUGACAGCUGUCGAUGGGGACAGAGGUGUCAAUAAUGCCAUUACAUAUCGUAUACUUAAAGGCGAUCAAAAACUAUUUACUAUAAACCAAAACACGGGAGUCGUGUCGGUUGCCGGUCGUCUGGACAGGGAGAGUGCCAUAAACGAUACGAGUGGACAGACAGCCGGCGCCUAUAUACUGGAAAUAGAAGCCACAGAAGUAACUGUCGCUAUGUUUCCGCCGCCGACUGUCACCACCGAAGUGACAAUAAUCCUAAAGGACGUCAACGACGAGAUCCCAAAGUUUACGGCCAAUCAAUAUGUGGCAGAAAUAGCGGAGAACGCGCCCAACGACAUGCCCGUCACUUUCGUUGGCGAUUCUGUGCCCCAUGUCUUCGACUUGGAUCAGGGAAACAACGGCUCAUUUGCUGUGAGUCUCCAAUCGGCGGACAACACAGGACUCGAAGAUGUGUUUUAUGUGACGCCUACUCAUGGCGUCAAUGAGGCCUCCAUUAUGUUGAGAGUCAGGGAUUCACUUCGUCUCGACUACGAGAAAGUCAAACAAAUUCGUCUCAGAAUUAUUGCCACCGAAAAGACCGGUUCCUUAAGUUCAGCCACUAAUGCCAGAAGUAGUUCAUCACAAGUGACGAUCAAUAUUAAGGGUGUGAAACUAGUCCUGAAUAUAAUGCCCAGUCACAGACUUUCGCGUGUCUUCCCGUGUAGUGUAGCCAAAAUCAAUGCCCGAGAUAUCGAUUCAGGAAUCUAUGGGACGGCAGGUAUUCGUUAUACAGACAUCAGAGGAGAAAUGUCUUCUGCCUUGAAUUUGGAUCCAAUUUCGGGAGUCAUAACUGUCAAGACAUCAGAGUAUAAGUUUGAUCGGGAACUGUCGGCUCAACACUUCCUUAUAGUGGAGGCCCGCGAUGCUAACGGUGCCGGCAAUAGAAAUACUGUUCAAUUAGUGUUGAAUAUAACUGAUGUGAACGAUUGUCGGCCCAAAUUCCUUCACGACAAAUACGAGGCCCGGGUCUAUGAAAACAGCCAUAACUUUGAACAGCCCUUACGUAUCACUGCCUUCGACGAGGACGCCAUCGGAACAAAGAAUUCAGAGAUUAGAUACCAAAUACUUCCCACCCAUGAGUCAAACCAAUUGAAUCAAUACUCAAACAAUUUUACAAUUGACGAGAUUUCAGGCCUUUUGAGCAUUAAAGAGCCCCUGGAUUUUGAGUCAAUCCCUGGCCCUAAAAGUGAUUCUCGUAAUAUAACGAUCACAGUUCGCGCCUAUGAUUUGGGUGAACCGCGCCUACACUCCGACACACCAGUCAUUAUCUAUGUCUACGAUCGCAAUGACUUUUCACCGAUAUUCACGAAAAAUUUGUACACAAAGUCCAUACCAGAAGACAUAAGAGACGGGUCUAUGGUAUUGCAAGUGUCGGCGCUGGACGGCGACCACUCGACCAUCAAUUCGCGAAUUUAUUACCGAAUAGUUUCGGGCGCUUUCGACAAAUUCGUAAUCGAUGCCAACGCGGGGGUCAUAUCAGUGGCCGCCGGCGCUAAUUUAGACCCCGAUCGCUCGCAUCCCAAGCAACUCUCAUAUCUGAUUCACGUCAUGGCUCUGGACUCGAGUUUUGGUUCAGAGCAACGGUUUUCCACUGCAAGCGUUAACAUAACUAUAGUUGACGUCAACAAUAAGGCUCCAGAAUUUGGUGACAUUCCGGUGACUGUUGUGCCCGAAGAUGCACCCAAUCAGCACUUUGUGACCAGAGUUACGGCAACCGAUUUGGACGACAAACCAGUCCUUCGAUAUUCUAUAGAUUACGCUCGAAGUGAAGCCCGUAAUGAGUUCGGGGCUACAGUUGACUACAACCUAUUUGUCGACAGCUUUACCAUUAAUCCAUUGGAUGGGACCGUAAGAGUUGUAAAGAUCCUCAACCGUGAACUCUGGGAUCAGAUUAAGCUGUAUGUAGUGGUGGAGGACAUCGCAGCUGCAACUAAAGGACAAAAAGCCAAAGCCAUACUAACCAUACAAAUAUCUGAUGUCAACGACAAUAGACCACAAUUUCUGCAACAUUUAUACCGGGGAAUAAUCACUGAGAACGCUGUGGCGGGCACUCCCAUCCUCACAGUCAAUGCAGACGACGCCGACACUAACAAAUCAGUCAUCUAUUCACUGGAAGGCAGACAAGAAUUACUGCAAUUAAUCAAAAUAAAUCACAAGACCGGAGAAGUGGCUGUUUCUGAACGAAUAGAUAGGGAACGCUAUUCUUGGAUUAACGUGACUGUAAGGGCUACCGAUACCGGUCAGCCCCCACUCACAGGCCUAUCAUUACUGUCAAUACAAGUUCUCGACGAGAAUGACAACAAUCCUGUGUUUGUUGGCGAACAGAGACAGGCGUUUGUGAUCGCAGAGGACGCGCCCAUUGGUUCACUCGUAGCGCAAGUUAACGCUCGCGAUGAGGACUCCGGUGUUUUCGGCAAAAUUACUUAUUUAUUAGAUGCCAGCUCUACGUUUGGAAAGUUUAAGAUCGAUAGGGAAACGGGUGCGAUUGUUGUUUCAAAUGUUUUGAAUCGGGAAGACAUGUCUCAAUACAAGCUGUUGGUCCAAGCGGUUGAUAAUUAUGAUUACGGUUUCCUCACGGGUGAGAGUCGUAAGGCUUUCCACACGAUUACAGUGACGGUGACCGAUGUUAACGACGAAACGCCAACAAUUGUUCCCCAAACGAGUGACUGUGCGGUCGUUAAUGAGUUUCAUCCCAUUAGAGAUAUGAUUACUUAUGUGACAGCCAUUGAUGGCGAUGACGCUAAUACUCCGAAUGGGAAAGUCGUGUUUGCUAUAAUCGAUGGCAAUGAGGACCGGCUGUUUGACUUUGAACUGUCGCCUCCAAACGCCGCCAAACUUAUAAGUCGAUUCUCAUUACGAGGUCGAGUCGGCAACUAUACGUUGACGGUGAAGGCAUCAGAUGGUGGUCAGCCCCAACUCUCCUCCACAGCCAAAGUUCAUAUUUGUGUGACUGAUGUGAAUGAUCACAACCCGGUGUUUGUGAAGCCGCCCUCCAAUAUAACCAUAAGAAUAGCAGAGAACGCAACCAUUGGAUCCACUGUUGUCGAAGUGAAAGCCACCGAUGAGGACACGGGUGUGAACGCUGUCGUCAGAUAUAAGUUGAGACAAUUGCCAAACAAUCACUGGAAGUCAUUCGCCAUUAACGAUGUGACGGGUGUUAUAACUGUAGCCAAACAGUUGGAUAGAGAGGCGCAGAGAGUUCAUGAACUUCGAGUUCAGGCCUACGACAUGGGCGAACCCACCUCCCUGUCCACUGAUUUAGAUUUGACUAUUUUGGUCGCAAAUGUCGAUGACUUUGAACCAGAGUUCACUCAAGACGUCUUCCAAGUGGUCUUUACUGAGAAUACUCUUCCAGAAAUAGAAAAAUACAAAUUAUUGCCGACAAUAGACAAAGACGACUACGACCUCAUAGACCCUGCGGUGGGCUUUAAGUCAAUCCCCUGUUAUUACAUCGUUGGCGGUGAUGGAGACGAUCGGUUCCGAUUGAAUACAUUCACUCACGAACUGACGACAACUCAAUCGUUAGACCGCGAACUCAAAGACAACUACACUCUUAUAGUUCAGGCGACCAAUGAUUGCUUCAAAGUUCCGCCGAAUAUCACUCACUUCGACAAUAAAGACAAUUCACUUCUUCAAGUGUUGAUAGGAGUACGCGAUGUGAACGACAACUCACCCAAAAUGACCAAAAAGGUGUUCACUGGAGGCUUCACUACUGAUAUUGACUUCGGAACUGUUUUAAUGGAAGUCAAAGCUGUGGACAAAGACAUGGGCGCCAACUCUGUCGUCAAUUACUAUAUCAUAUCAGAAGUGCGACAAACUUUGACCGAAGGUUUAGACACAUUAAGCGCCGAACCAUUUGUUAUAAACCGAAUUACGGGUGAAAUUAGUCUCAACUUUGAUCCGCAAAAGGAUAUGAAGGGAUACUUCGAGUUCGAUGUGUUGGCCAACGACACCGACGGACUCGCAGACAGCGCCACAGUUUUUAUAUACUUAUUAAGAGAUGACCAAAGAGUCAGAUUUAUUCUACGAUUGACUCCACAAGAGUUGAGAGAAAAGUUGGAAAAGUUUAGGGAUGUGUUGGCCAACAUAACCGGCGCCACCGUUAAUAUCGAUAGCUAUAAGAUUCAUGAGAAUAGAGACGGUUCUGUUGAUCAGAAAAAAACUGAUUUAUACUUACAUUUUGUGAAUCGUGAAGACAAUAGUAUUCUCGAAGUAAAUGAUGUUUUAUCUCUAAUCGAUAAAAAUAUUGAAUAUUUGGACGAAUUAUACAAAGAAUUCAAUGUUUUGGUCACUGAACCGACACAGAGUUUGGAGUAUUUCUUGGAAUGGGAGGACCAGUUGAAGGCAUGUUUGUUAGGGACGACAGCCUUUUUGACCCUUCUUUUAGUUUUAGUUAUCUGUUUGUGUCUGAACCAGAAGUCACGAUAUGAGCGACAACUGAAAGCGGCGACCGUUCCUGUGUUUGGCGGCGAAAGUCAAUUGACUCGAAGUAAUGUCCCGAACACUAACCAACACGCGAGUGAGGGAUCCAACCCUAUGUGGAUGACUGGGUAUGACAACCGGUGGUACGACAAGGAUGAGGAACAGAUCAGCAACAGAUCGAGUGGUGAUAAUUCGUUGGACGAGAACGCAAUCGCCAGCCAUUCGCCUGACGACUCACUCGAUGGUAGCGCUGGUCGGGAGUCUGGGGGCUCCUCCGCCUCCACCACCACUAAUGACAAGCAGGCCCUCUGCAGGGGGUUGGCUGUGGGUCGGGUCACCCCUCAGAAUAUAACACUCCCGCAGAAUAUCAAUCACAUCACUAUUAGUCAUAAUAAUAAGAAUAAUAAUAAUAUAAAUAUAGUGAAGAAAUUAGCGCCAAAACCGCCUCAAAAGCCACCGAAUAGUGUUGCGGUCGGCGCUAAACAGGUGAUGAGCGCCAGUAGUCACGCCCGACACCAAUCACACCCAAAGCUGAGCACAAAUGGUGUCAUAUCUAAACCAAUUGCUGCAUCCAAUCAAAGAAGUUUGACCACAUUCUUCAUGUACUGGUUCUUCACAUUACCGACCGGCGAGUAA